Messenger RNA from Setaria italica (foxtail millet), 1941 nucleotides. RefSeq lists its product as uncharacterized. The record is from RefSeq and is a predicted model, not a curated record. The coding region runs from base 1 to 1941 and encodes 646 amino acids. The transcript is spliced from 3 exons. Lineage: Eukaryota; Viridiplantae; Streptophyta; Magnoliopsida; Poales; Poaceae.
AUGGUGGAGCGCCGUCGGCAAGGCCUCUGCUUCAACUGCGAUGAAAAAUUCGCCUGCGGCCACAAGUGCGCCCACCUGUUCUUCAUCGAGUACGACGACUCGGAGCUGGACGACUUCGUGGACGGGGGCGGUGAGGUGGCCGACGACGAGCCACACAUCUUGCUCUACGCGGUGGCAGGAGUGACGGCGGCGGACACUAUGCGCCUCCGCAUUCGCAUCCACGACCAGGAACUCCUGGCUCUCGUGAACUCCGGCUCUUCCCACAACUUCAUCCGGGACGAUGUGGCGCACCGGCUGGGCGUUGCAUUACAGCCGGUGCGGUCUGGCCUCAACGUCAUCGUCGCCAACGGCGACAGGCUACCCUGCACUAGCGUCUGCACCGCCCUGGACAUUCAGGUAGGGGCGGAGCCGUUCCAAGUGGAAUGCUUCUCCCUCGCUCUCGGCGGCUACGACGUCAUCCUUGGGACGCAAUGGUUGCGUACGUUGGGGCUCAUCCUCUGGGACUUUUCGACGCUCUCCCUGACAUGCUGCCUCAACAGUCGCCGCGUGACGUGGCUCGGCGAGCGGGGCCGCAAAGCGCCUUCAUGCCACCAGCUCCAGGCGGACUCCCUGCUGCAGCAUCUACUGGAGGAUUUUGCUAGUCUCUUCACCGAGCCCAUGGGACUCCCUCCAGCACGCUUCCACGACCAUCGCAUCCACCUGGAGCCUGCUACCCGACCCGUCGCCGUACGGCCAUACCGUUACCCCCAACUGCAGAAGGAUGAGGUUGAACGACAGUGUGCAGAGAUGCUCCGCCAAGGCAUCAUCCGCUUGAGCACGUCGACAUUCUCCUCGCCGGUCCUCCUCGUCAAGAAACAUGACGGCUCAUGGCGGUUCUGCGUCGACUACCACGCCCUCAACGCCAUCACCAUCAAGGCCAAGUUCCCCAUCCCGGUGGUAGAGGAGCUCCUAGAUGAACUCCACGGCGCGCGAUUCUUUACCAAGCUGGACCUCCGCUCCGGGUACCACCAGGUACGCAUGCACGCCAGUGACAUUGCAAAGACGGCGUUCCAGACGCAUCCAGGCCACUACGAGUUCCUGGUGAUGCCGUUUGGCUUGUGCAACACCCCAGCCACCUUCCAAGCCCUCAUGAACGACAUCCUCGGCAAGUAUCUCCGCCAAUUCGUGCUUGUUUUCUUUGAUGAUAUCCUAAUCUACAGCAAGACCUGGGCGGGCCAUCUGCGACACGUUUGUCUCAUCCUCGACACGCUUCGCCAGCACGGCCUUCGUCUCAAGCGGUCCAAGUGCGAGUUCGGGGUGCCCAAUGUAUCCUACCUGGGCCAUGUGGUGUCCGCGGACGGGGUGGCUAUGGACAGCCACCUUCCAAGCCCUCAUGAACGACAUCCUCGCAAGACCUGGGCGGGCCAUCUGCGACACAUUUGUCUCAUCCUCGACACGCUUCGCCAGCACGGCCUUCGUCUCAAGCGGUCCAAGUGCGAGUUCGGGGUGCCCAAUGUAUCCUACCUGGGCCAUGUGGUGUCCGCGGACGGGGUGGCUAUGGACAGCCAGAAGAUCAAAGCCGUGGUGAACUGGCCGCACCCGGGCUCGAUGCCGGCACUCCGUGGUUUCCUCGGGCUCGAUGCCGGCACUCCAUGGUUUCCUCGGGCUCGCCGGCACUGGUGGAUCAGCAAGCUCAUGGGCUUCGACUUCACCGUGGAAUACAAGCCGGGCAGCACUAAUGUCGUGGCGGACACGUUGUCGCGGCGCGAGGCUGCCGCUGCCGAGGCCAUGGCUCUGUCCUCGCCCACGUUCCACCUAUGGGAAGAGCUCCGUCGGCAGCUGGGCGGCAUGCCAGACUACCAGCACCUGCGCCAGGAAGUGGAGGCUGGGCGCAAGGGGUCGCAAUGGGCAAUAAAGGAUGGCCUCGUCCUGAAGAUGCGUCGCGUGUUCAUGCCGGAGUAG